AUGGAUAAUGAAUUUAUAAAUGAUUCUGAUGAUGGAUUUGAAGACAAAAAUCCAGAGGAUCGAAAUCUGUGGCGGCUUGCGAAAAGGUACAUACGUGAUUGGGAAAAUCUCACGGAAUUUUACGAAGAUGUUCCUUUUCGGAAAAGGUACAGAUUCAGCAAAGAAGCUGUGAUCAAGACCUUAUUACCUUUGAUUGUUAAUAGAGACUUGCAAGGAUACAGCCAAGCAACAGUAUCGAGAAUUGUUGUACAAGUUUCCAAAAUUUUAGCAUCACACUUAAACGAAUUUAUUAAUUUUUCUACAGAAGAAAAACGUCGGAAUAAUAAAAAUAAAUUUUAUGAGGUGGCCAACUUUCCAUCUGUAAUAGGGUGUAUUGAUUGCACCCAUAUAUGUAUUAAGAAUCCUGAAGGAAAUUAUGGAGAGGCUGUAGCUGAACCCCAACGAGAAAUUCUUGAUCUAGUUGUUAGGCAUCCAGGUUCAACUCACGAUGCCGUAAUAUUUGAUCGAAGCGGUCUGCGCUGUCGUUUCGAGCUAGGGCAUCUAGAUGAAAUUCUACUUGGAGAUAAUGGAUAUGCGUGCCGCAGAUAUCUAUUAACGCCUGUUUUAAGACCUGAGACAGACGCAGAACUUUGA
Solenopsis invicta (red fire ant) is the source of this 633-nucleotide messenger RNA. RefSeq names its product putative nuclease HARBI1. The record is from RefSeq and is a predicted model, not a curated record. Bases 1 to 633 code for a protein of 210 amino acids. NCBI's taxonomy places the organism in Eukaryota, Metazoa, Arthropoda, Insecta, Hymenoptera, Formicidae. The transcript has 3 exons.